AAGCGCAGUCUUUCGCAACUUGACGUAAACGGCAGCAGGGUGCUGGUGCGGGUGGAUUUCAACGUGCCCAUCGAACAGGGCAUCGAAGCCAUUGCCGGAUACGACCAGCGUCUCCGGGCAACCCUGCCGACGAUCCAGUACCUGAUCGAGCGCGGCUGCCGGACCAUCCUGUGCUCGCACCUGGGUCGCCCCCGCGCAAAAGUGGACGAGGCGCUGCGGCUGGGGCCGGUGGGCGACCGUCUGGCUGUGCUGCUGGACCACCCGGUGAAGAGCCUUCCUGAGAUCACCGGGCCGUCGGUAGAAGCUGCCAUCGCUGGGAUGGCGCCGGGGGAUGUGGUGUUGCUGGAGAACCUGCGAUUCGACGCGGGCGAAGAGGCCAACGACCCUGGGUUCGCGCAGUCGCUGGCGGCACUGACCGACUACUUCGUGAUGGACGCCUUCGCCGUCGCGCACCGGGCCCACGCCUCGACGGUCGGAGUGACAGAGUAUCUGCCGUCGGCGAUGGGGUUCCUGGUGGAGCGGGAAGUAACGUCGAUGGGACGGGCCCUGGAGUCGCCGGAGAAGCCGCUUGCGGCACUCAUGGGCGGCGCCAAGGUGAGCGACAAGAUACUGCUGCUUGAUAACAUAAUGGACAAGCUGGACCACCUGUUCAUCGGCGGCGGGAUGUGCGUGACAUUCCUCAAGGCGCAGGGGCAUGGCGUGGGGGCGUCGCAGGUGGAGGAGGACCGCCUGGAGUUCGCGCGGGAGAUGCUGGGAGAGGCAGAGAAACGGGGCAUCAAGGUGCACCUGCCCUCCGAGGUGGUGGUGGCCAGCGAGUUCGCCGCCGACCCGGCCGAGGUGCAGGUGUCGUCGGCUGACGGAGUGCCGGAGGGCGGCAUCAUCAUGGACAUCGCGCCGUCUGCAGCUCAGCAGUUUGCCAGCGAGCUUCAGCAGUGCCGCACUGUCAUCUGGAACGGGCCGAUGGGCGUGUUCGAGAUGCCGCGCUUCAGCGAGGGCACGCGGGUAGUCGCGGAGGCCAUUGCCGGCGCGCCGGGCGUCACCAGCGUGGUGGGCGGCGGGUCGACGGCCGAGACUGUAGAGGCGCUGGGGUUGAUGGACAGCAUGACGCACGUUUCCACAGGCGGUGGGGCCUCGCUGGAGUUCCUGGGCGGAAUCGAGCUGCCGGGGAUUGCGGCGACCUGGGAGGCAGUGCAAGCCAUGCCCCGUUCCAUAGUUGCCGGAAACUGGAAGAUGAACACUACGCUGGACGAGGCCGCUACGCUGGCCUCGGAGGUUGCCGAGGGAUUGGCGGAGGCAGGGAGCGUGGAGUUGAUUCUAUGCCCGCCGUACAUCUCACUGGCGGUCGUGCGCCGCGCUGUCAACGGCAGCGGGAUCCACGUCGGGGCGCAGAACAUGCACUACGAGGCCUCCGGCGCGUUCACCGGCGAGGUGUCGGCGGCGAUGCUGCGGAGCCUCUGCCACUACGUGAUCCUCGGCCACUCUGAGCGACGGCAGCUGUUCGGCGAGACCGACGAGACGGUCAACCGCAAAGUCCACGCAGCCCAGGACGCCGGGCUGCGUCCCAUCGUCUGCGUGGGCGAGACGCUGGCGCAGCGCGAGGAGGGCGGAGCCGCCGACGUUGUGGAGGGCCAGGUACUGGCUUGUGUGGCCGACGUGCAUGACAUAACGGACGUGGUGGUGGCCUACGAGCCGGUCUGGGCCAUCGGCACGGGGCGGGCCGCCACUCCCGAAAUCGCCGAGGAGAUCAUGGGGGGCGCGAUCCGCGACGCCCUGCGCGACUUGUUCGGCGACGAUGGCGACUCGGUGCCCCUGCUGUACGGGGGAAGCGUGAACGUGGGCAACGCCGCCGCGUUCGCAGCGCAGCCCAGCAUCAACGGCGCGCUGGUCGGGGGCGCCAGCCUCCAGGCCGACCAGUUCCUGCAGAUCGCCGCCGAGGUGGCGGGAGCGAAGGGGUAG
This is a messenger RNA of Geodia barretti, 1956 nucleotides long. The record is from the annotation of a GenBank genome assembly. Lineage: Eukaryota; Metazoa; Porifera; Demospongiae; Tetractinellida; Geodiidae.